Molecule: messenger RNA, 7331 nt
Organism: Doryrhamphus excisus (bluestripe pipefish)
Lineage: Eukaryota; Metazoa; Chordata; Actinopteri; Syngnathiformes; Syngnathidae
Source: RefSeq, a predicted model, not a curated record
GCUAGAAUACCUCUUUAUUUGCUUUUUCCUUCACGUCAGUGUUAACUAGCUAACUGGCUAACGUCACUAACCUGAAAUUCUUCAUGUCAUUUAUAUCGUUUAUUUAGUCAUACCUUCCUCCUGUGGAAUCUGAUUCACACAGUUUGCUUUCAUAAUGGAUUGUUAUUCAUAUUUCAAAAGAAAUGUCACUCAUAAGCAGAUAUCACAGUGUUAUAAUUAGGGACGUUAAUCUCUUUGUGGGAGACGCUAUACUUUCCCAAAGUGGGGUACGCCAAUUGUCACGGGUACGUGAAUAAAAAUCAACAAUUAGAGCCUAGCAUUAACAAUUACAAUUGCGCCUGAACGCCUUCUGGAGCGAGGAGACCGCUGCAGGAAGUAGACACCAUGAAGGUGUUCGUUCCUCAGUGUGCAUCAGGUGGUGCACACUUACAUCAGGUGGUGGGCACUUACAUCAGGUGAUGCACACUUACACCAGAAACUCUGGAGUCCCAGCAUGCAUCAGCCAAGCUAUCCCCAGCUGACCUGCGGGGGCGCUGUCUGCUGCCCCUUCAGAUGGCGCUGGAGUCCAAAAACGUCAAACUGGGUCAGACGGCACUGAGCGGCAUGCAGAAGCUCCUGUGUGAGGACCGUUUUGUGGGCGGAAUCAGCAAGGAGGCGGAGCCGAUAGAGAAGCAGCUGCUAAGUCAGAUGCUGGAAGCGGUCAGAGUGACGCCCUCGCUGCAUGAGGACCUGCAGGUGGAGGUGAUGAAGGUCCUCCUCUGUAUCACAUACUCGCCAAAUUUUGACAUCAACGGAGACUCCAUCCUACGUAUCGCUCAGGUGUGCAUGGAGACAUAUGCGUGCAGCUGUCACCAGCGGAGCAUCAACACGGCGGUGCGAGCCACGCUCAGUCAGAUUUUGGGAGAUUUGACACUGCAGCUGCGACACAGACAGGAGGAAGCGGAAGGAGAGGAGCCGGCUGCCCUCCCUCUGCAGAGAAGAGAAGUGUCACCCACCAGCCAGGCGCUGUGUGAAGACGUGGUCAUGGUCCUGACAUGUUUCUGUGACAAACUGGAGUCGGUGGACUGUAGCAACCAGCUGCUGCAGCUGCUCUACCUGGAGAGCAUCCUGUCCAUGCUCAGUAGCUGCCCCCCCACUAUGCACCUGUCCAGAGGCUUCACCGACCUCGUAUGGAAGCAGCUGUGUCCGUCCCUUGUGGCCAUCAUGGGAAACCCAGUCAGCGACAAAACCAUCACCUCCCACCACGGCCACGUGGGGGCGCCAGAGGCCGAAAGACUGAGCCUGGGACCGAGUCUGGACUUGGAGACUACCGUCGGAGCGGUGUCGGAUCAAGGCAGAGGGUCGGGCUGUUCAUCCAGCGCCCCCGCCAGGAUCGCGGCGGUGGUGCGCACCGUGUGCUAUGUGGCGGCCGAGCUUGUGCGUCUGGUGAGCUGCGUGGAGUCCAUGAAGCCGGUGCUGCAGUCCCUCUACCACAGAAUCCUCCUCUAUCCGCCUCCUCAGCACCGCACCGAGGCCAUACGCAUCAUGAAGGAGAUCCUGGGAAGCCCACAGAGAUUGUUCGACCUGGCUGGGCCGUGCGUGGCCGAGCCUGAGAGCAGGAAGCGCUCCUUCUCCAAGAGGAAGUCUCACCUGGACCUGCUGCGGCUGGUAAUGGAUGGCAUGACAGAGGCAUGUGUAAAGGGGGGCAUCGAAGCCUGUUUCUGGUCGGUGUCCUGUACGUGUGCUCUACUGAAAGCGUUGGAGGACCUGUCACGGGGACGGGGCCUCACACCCGAGCAGGCCUGCCUCAUCCUGCGGCGCGCGGACGAGCUGAAAGACGGGACGGAGUCGACGCGCGAGUCCAUGGAAGUCAACGAGGCAGACUUCCUGUGGCAGAGGCAUCUCCUGUCUGAGGGAGCGCCCUGGGACGCCUCCGCCAACAUGGCUGCCGCAGUUGAGCGCAGCCCCGAUAUUAGCAUUAGCAUCACCACAGACACGGGCCACACCACUUUGGACUUUGAGGCUGGACUGCCGCACCUGAGCCAAGCCCCUCCCGAAGAGCACGACCUCUCGUCGCCCUCUGGUGGUGACCUGGAGUACGGCAAGCUGGAAACAGAGAAGGGCAUCCAGUUGGGAGGAGAUGGGAAGGAGUUGGACGGCAGGGGCGGGGCACAAAGAGGAGGGGCGGUUCCUCCUGAUGUGGUCCAGAGAAGCCACGCUCUCGUCUACCCUGACAUCACCAACUUCCUGUCUGUGGAGUCCAGGACCAGGGCUCACCAUGGAGGAGGCUCGCGUUACAGUGAGAGCAACUUCAGUGUGGAGGAGCAGGACUUGUCUCGGACCGAGCUCGACUCAUGCGACCAGUACUCGAUGGCGGCCGAGAAAGACUCGGGUCGUUCUGAUGUAUCAGACAUGGGUUCUGACAACGUGUCACUGGCCGACGAGGACGAGCACACUCCUCGGGAGUUUUUGGGUCAGCGUUCUCUGCGCACGGCUGCACUCUCGCUCAAGCUGCUCCACAACCAGGAGGCGGACCAACACAGUGCUCGGCUUUUUGUUCAGUCGCUGGCGGCGCUGCUGCCUCGCCUCCUGGCAUUGGGCACCGCCACUGAAGUGGACCAGACGCUUCAGAAUUUCUCCCACACGUUCUGCUCCGGACUGCAGGCCGGUGGCAUCCCCUCACCGGGAGUGGAGGCGGGGCUAAUGCUGAGCUGUCAGUCACUGAUGAAUGCGGACGGAAUCUACCUGCUGUCCUUCUACGCUCUGCUGUUCAACCUUAAACUCUGCAAGUGCAACUUCUACCACCGGAGGGCGCUCCCUCCCGCCCUCGGCCUGAAGGAGUUUGUGCGCAUGAUCCAGAGCAGCGGCGUGAUGGUGGUCCUGUCUCAGGCCUGGAUCGAGGAGGUGUACCACCAGGUUUUGGAGAGAGACCUCCUGGGACAGGCGCGCUACUGGGGUGCACAGGAGGAAUGCACGCAGCCGCUCAUCACCAUGCUGAGUGACAUUGAUGGUCUGGGGAGCAGUGUGAUUGGUGGUCAGCUGAUCAGGAUGUCCAGCCAAUCAGCCCUCUCCUGCGACGCAGCACCUGCCGACACUGUCACGGCGGGAGGCGCCGUCUUCUCCCGCUUCAUCCUGUCUGGGGUGUGGAAGAACCUGAUGGACGUGCUGUCCACGCCGCUGACGGGCCGCAUGGCGGGCAGCUCCAAGGGCCUGGCGUUCGUACGGGAGCAGAGCCAAAGGGAGCGAGAUGCCAUUUGUCUCAGUUUGGAUGGCCUACGCAAGGCUGCCGCACUUAGCUGCGUCCUCGGUGUGGCUGCAAACUGCGCGUCCGCCUUGGCCCAAAUGGCCGCCGCUUCCUGCGUGCAGGAGGAGCAUGAGGUGAGGGAGGGAGCAGAGGUGGGAGACGCCAUCACGCAAGUGAAGCAGCGUCUGGAGCAGAUGGCGCGUCCUCAAGGUGUUCGCUUGCACACUGCGCACGUCCUGUGCAUGGAUGCCAUCUUGAACGUGGGUUUGGAGAUGGGCAGUCACAACCACGACUGUUGGCCGCACGUCUUCAGGGUGACGGAGUACAUCAGCUCUCUGGAGCACAGUCACUUCAGCGACGCCUCCUCUCAGUCGCCAUCGCUGCCCACCCUCGCCCAGCGCAGUCAGCAGGCGGCCCCCACGGACGGCAUCCUGGAGCCCACCUACGAGCCCCAAGAUGAAGCAUUGGAGUCUGGCUCCUGUCCGCCAGUCAUGAGGCCGCCGACCAUCCAGGAGCUGCUCGGUGACGGCGGGAGAGGAGGGCGGGGUCUGGACCUGAAAGGUGGCAGUCUGAUGACGGGACCUGGUGCCGCCAAGGCGGUUUGUACGCUGUCAACGCAGACGGACAGGUUGUUUGAGGAAGCUGCCACCAAACUGAACCUGAUGGCUCUGGUGGGCUUCCUGCAGCAGCUGCGAAAGGCAUCCCAGUCUCAGUUGUUUGAUUCCGUCACAGAAACCGGCGACUAUUCACUGGCCAUGCCUGGAGAAGCAAAGUCCAUAUUGGAAUGCCACAGCGCCCUCCAUCUUUUCCGUCUUGGGGAAGCCAUGCUGCGUAUCGUUCGGAACAAGAAUCGGCCGCUGCUGCACAUGAUGAGGGCCUGGAGUGUGGUGGCGCCACACCUGGUGGAGGCAGCUUGUCACAAAGAGCGCCACGUUUCCCAGAAGGCCGUCUCCUUCAUCCAUGACGUCCUGACCGAGGUUCUGACCAGCUGGGUGGAGCCCCCGCAUUUCCACUUUAACGAAGCGCUCUUCCGGCCCUUUGAGCACAUCAUGCAGUUGGAGCUGUGCGACGAGGACGUCCAAGACCAGGUGGUGACGUCCAUCGGCGAGCUGGUGGAGAUGUGUUCUCCUCACAUCUUGUCAGGAUGGCGGCCUCUCUUCAGUGCUCUGAGGACCGUGCACGGCAGCAAGGUGGACGCCAAAGACUACCUGCUCGGAGAUUAUUCUGUGGGCGUCAAGUGUCAGGCGCCCGUCUUUGACGUCUUUGAGGCGUUCAUCAGCACGGACAACAUCCAGGUGUUUGCCAACGCAGCCACAGAUUACAUCAUGUGCCUUAUGAAGUUCGUCAAAGGCUUAGGCGAGGUGGACUACAGGGAGAUCGGCGACUGCGUCCUGACGUCCUCUGCCAGCUCGACCGACCUCUGCCUGCCAGCGCUGGACUACCUGCACAGAUGUUCUCAGCUGCUUGCCAAUAUCUACAAGAUGCCAUCCAAGCCCGUCUUCCUGGGGGCGCGGCUAGCCAGCCUGCCGUCCAGGACACACGAGCGCUCGGUGAGCAGCGAGGACGGAAUGGACGGCGUCCUGCAGGAGUUUGACGACGACACGGGUCUGAUCCAAGUGUGGAUCCUGUUGCUGGAGCAGCUGACAGCGUCGGUCUCAAACUGUCCUCGCCAACACCAGCCGCCCACCCUGGAAAUGCUCUUCCUGCUGCUGAGGGAGGUGGCUGCCGUGCCAGGUCCGGGCUUCGCCAUCUUCGCAGUGGUUCAGCUGCUGCUUCCUGUGAUGUCACUGUGGCUGCAGCGUAGCCACGGCGACUAUGCCUACUGGGACGUGGCGGCAGCUAACUUCAAACAUGCCAUCGGCUUGUGCUGCGAGCUGGUGGUGGAGCACGUCAACACUUUCAUACACACAGAUGUAGGCUGUGAGUCUCUCAUCAACGUGAUGCUGAAGGACGUCUUCAAGCUGCUGGUGGCUUGUGUGUCUCAAGCGGCAGAAAGCAUCUCCAGAGUGGGCUGCUCCUGCAUCAGGUACGUGCUGGUGACAGUGGGUCCAGUCUUCACAGAGGAAAUGUGGAGGUUGGCCUGCUGCGCCCUGCAGGAAGCCUUCUCUGCUACCUUAGAACCUGUCAAGAAACUUCUGGCGUGUUUUCGGAGCGGUUCCGACAGCUUCUGUGGCGACGCCUGUGAGGUCAAAGUGGCCGCCCCCUCAUCCUUGCCAUCAGCGGAGGCCGAGUACUGGAGGAUCAAAGCCAUGGCCCAGCAGGUCUUCAUGUUGGACACUCAAUGUUCUCCAAAGACGCCCAACAACAAGGAUGGCUUUGAGCACGCCCAGUCGUGUGUUUUGAUCAUAGAGCUGCCACAUGACCACCUCUCCACUGGACACCCUCAGAAGAGGAUUCCCUUUAGGACCAUCGUGGUCAGCCUGCUGUCCCAUCAGGUCCUGCUCCAAAACCUUUCCGACAUCCUGCUGGAGGAGUUCCUCAAGCAGCCUGAAGGGCACGAGAGGGCCACGCCCGUCACCCCUGACCCCGGACGGCCCACGGCAGGCUUCUUGCGCUACGUGUCCAUGACCAACCUGUGCAUCAUCCUGGACCUGCUUCUGGACUCGUACAAGACGGCGCGCGAUUUUGACACGCGCCCGGGCCUCAAGUACCUGCUGAUGAAGGUGUCAGGCGUGUGCGGCGCGGCCAACCUCUACCGCCAGUCAGCCAUGAGCUUCAACCUUUACGUGCAGACGCUGCUGAGCGCCAUCUUGAGCCAGGCGGACGCCAUGACGGCCCAGCAGGUGAAGAGGAUGCUGUACGAGGAAGAGGAGGGAAGCUCUGACUCAUCUCGUCCUGGCUCAGCUUCCUCGGAAGACGAAGACAUUUUUGAAGAGACGGCACAGGUGAGUCCCCCACGCGGCCGUGACCAGCGCCACCAGUGGCGAGCCGCCAUGACGUCCCUGAGCGUGGCGCCGGGGGGCGGGGCUGACUGGGCAUGGCUGGUGAGGCGUCUCCACAAGCUGUGCGUGGACUUGUGCAGCAGCUACAUCCAAAUGCACCGUGACCUGGAGAGCGCGCUGGAGGACACGCCCCCGCCGCAGCUGCCUCGGGGAGCGGGUCACGCCUUCUUCCUGCCGCUCUUCCAGUCUGAGGCGUCCACCCCCACGUCGGCGAGGGAAACACCUUCCGAGGAAGGCGGUUUCAGGAGUCAGACAGCGGAGACGAGUACGGCAUCGCCGGGAGACACGCCCACACAGAGUCCAGAAUACAGCUGCACAGGAAGUCUGCCCCAGAGCUUCUUCAGCGGGCGCGACGCGUCAUGGGGCCGGAGAAAGGAAUGGUGGGAAAGUGCGGGGAGCAAACUGUACUCCAUGGCGGCGGACAGGAGCUUCGGGAAGCUGGUGAGCGACUACAAGCGCAGGAAGCAGCAGAACCUCCUCCACCGCACCACCAGGGAGAGGAGGUGCCCUACGGAGCCCCCCCAGAGGCCCCAGCAGCUGGUGGACCAACAGGGACCCCCUUUGAGGCACUCUGUCAGUGCGGGACCAGAAGUCCUGAGGCAAGAAACCCGCUCCCGUUCCGGCUCCACCUUCAGCUCUCACAGCGUGUCUCUGAGGGACGCCGAGGCCCAGAUCCAGGCAUGGACCAACAUGGUGUUGACCGUCCUCAAUCAGGUCCUCCUUCUGUCCGACUCGUCCUUUCUGGCGCUCCAGCCGGCGCUCUACCCCAGCCUAAGCCAGCUGGCGUGUCACGUGACCGACGCCCGCGUACGCCAAGCGCUGCGUGAGUGGCUGGGGCGCGUGGGAAGACUCUACGACAUCGUCGCCUGAACGGUGAGCCCAACUCGCUCCCGCCACGUUGUACGCUUUAGCUUCCUGAAAAGACAGCCGGGAUGGUCAAAGACGAUGAUGAUGAUGAUGUCAUACGCUAUGUGAAUAUUAUUUAUCAUUUCCUGUAUUUCUUGUCUUAUUGGACUUCAGUGAUUGUCUACGUUAUUAAAUGUCGUGAUGAACAGCAGAUUCACUCACUCACACGUUCAUUCAGUACAGCUCAGACUGUAUUGAGGGCAGACGGGGGGGCGGAGCCUGAAAAGGUGGAGUUCAUCAUGUCUGGCUUCAAUGAUUGA